AUGCUUGAGAGCAAGCAGGCCAGGAUCGCGGUAAUCGGUCUGGGUUAUGUCGGCUUGCCGCUUGCCGUAACCGUCGCGUUGCGAGGGUUUUCCGUUACGGGUUUUGACAUCGACGCCGACAAGAUCAGUCGAUUGGAGGAAGAAAGGAGCUACAUCGACGCAGUGACAGACGAGAUGCUCAAUGAGGCCUCUCGGAUCGGAUCUGUGAACUGGACGACCGAUUUUUCAGGGUUGGCGAAAUGCGACGUCAUCGUCAUUUGUGUCCCGACACCUCUCACGCGCCAUCGCGAACCAGAUCUGUCCUACGUUGAAGAUACGGCAAAGGUCAUUGCGCAAAACAUGCUGGAGGGGACCCUGGUUGUUCUUGAGUCCACGACUUUCCCCGGGACAACAAAGGAAGUUCUUACACCGGUUCUGGCCUCAGGUGGCCUUUGUCCCGGCAAAGAUUUCUGGGUUGCCUUCAGCCCGGAACGAGAGGAUCCCGGCAACAAGGAUUAUCGCACGCAUUCCAUUCCGAAGAUCGUUGGCGGCGAUUCUGAAAUCUCACGGAAAUUGGCCGUCUCUUUUUACAGCAAAGUCGUGGACGAGGUUGUGCCCGUUUCGACGACCAGCACCGCCGAAGCAGUAAAGAUCACGGAAAACAUUUUUCGAGCGGUCAACAUCGCGCUCGUGAACGAACUGAAGGUGAUCUACGACGCGAUGGGAAUAGACGUCUGGGAAGUGAUCGACGGCGCGUCAACCAAACCAUUCGGCUUCAUGCCUUUCUACCCCGGGCCGGGUUUGGGAGGGCAUUGCAUCCCCAUCGACCCGUUUUAUCUGACCUGGAAGGCCCGCGAAUUCGGCCACACCACCCGGUUCAUUGAGCUAGCCGGCGAGAUCAACGUCAACAUGCCUCAGUUUGUCAUUUCGAAGUUGCGUGAGGUCCUGGAUCUGAAGUGCGGGAAGGGACUCUCGACCUCACGGAUAUUGCUUGUUGGAAUAAGCUACAAGAAGAAUGUGCCGGACAUGCGGGAAAGCCCGUCAGUCACGUUGAUGGACAUGAUGCUGAAAAGCGGGGCGGAAGUUGAUUUUCUUGAUCCUCAUAUCGACAGAAUCCCGGCCAUGAGAGAGUUUGCUCAUCUUCUUGGACGGGAAUCCGUAAGCUCUGUGGAAGUCGGGGACGCAGACUACGACGCCAUUCUGAUUUCAACGGAUCAUGAUGCAAUUGACUAUGAAGCGCUGAUCCGCCUGAACGUACCGAUCGUUGAUACACGAAACGCCAUUGCCCGGCGGGGUCUGCCGACUGAAAUGGUCUCAAAAGCCUGA
Molecule: messenger RNA, 1305 nt
Organism: Effrenium voratum
Lineage: Eukaryota; Dinophyceae; Suessiales; Symbiodiniaceae
Source: the annotation of a GenBank genome assembly